ACUCCGGAUGACUGGGAAAAGAAUAUGGAGAUAAAACAGGUCUGCGUAAGGAUGAGAUUUCUCGAAUGAUUGAAGGAUGUAUUUGCUCUUUUUUCUUCACAUCCUACUGGAUUGUUUCUUGGUAGUCCACUCCUGCCCUUCCUUAUGUGCCUGCUCUUAUGGGACAACGGGAACAGCAGACCUCAGGUUGGUGCAAUGCAGUGACCCUAGAAUAUCAGCUGUUCCUAUCAAUGUCCCUGCUGACACAGUUAAACUUCGCCUUGAGAAGACCCUGAUCACCAGGGUUCCCAGAGCAGCCUUCUUCAACCUGACAGAGUUGCUGUUCUUGUGGCUUACUUACAACUCCAUCGCGUCCGUCCACCCCAGCAGUUUUGUGAACCUGAGAGCCCUAAGAGAACUGCGUCUAGAUGGAAAUUACCUAACCGCCUUUCCAUGGGAGGGUCUCAGGGACAUGCCUCGCCUUCAGACACUUGGUCUACACAACAACCGACUAUCCAGCCUUCCGUCUCACGCUGCACUCUUUCUCCCCAACAUAACCUAUCUUGACCUAUCCAGUAACAGGUUAACUGCAUUAUCGGCAGAAUUGUUGGACCUUUGGUUCCCGCUUUUGGGUCAACAGGAGAGAUCAGUACAAAGAAGAAUUCUGGGUCUCCAUGACAACCCAUGGUUGUGUGACUGCCAGAUCUCAUUGAUGGUAUCGUUGUCCAUGUCCCUGGGAAGUCCUGUCGUCCUCAUGGACCAGCUGCUUACAUGCAGAAGAUCUAUCGGUCAGCUCGGGAUGGUGCUAACCAAAGCUGAGUUCCCCCAAUGUAUGAGACCUUCAGUCCAGCCUGCAGCCACCAGAAUUAUGUCUCUACUGGGCAGCAAUGUUAUUCUUCGCUGCGAUGCCACAGGCUACCCAACCCCGACGUUGACGUGGGUCAAAACGUCAAACUACGCAGGUUGUUGUCGUCAGGACGUCGCCGGCCAGGAUGAAGAUCUCCCCAGGAAUUUGGAAAGUUCCUUGCAGGGAUCUCCCCGAGUUGGCGUUCGCUGGUCACUCAUCAGCCUGGAUGACUUAGCUUUCAAGGAUGCUGGUGAAUAUCGCUGCCAAGCUCGUAACAUGGCAGGAAUAUCUGAAGCUCCCGUUAAACUAACAGUAGUAGGAGUAACGCAGCUCUCUCGACGGCCAAAGAAGAAAUCCCAGAAGAUUCCACUCAAAUCAUCGUCUGACAACAAAAAAUCCAACAGGACAACUUUGUCCCUUCCCCCGCUGAAGAACUACAUAUCCCGAAACGUGACGCCAUCUACUCAAAAGACCACGCAAACAUUUCCUGCUACUGUGUCCAAAUUAGUUUCAAUUUACAAAAGCAGCAAAACAAACUUAAAAGGUCCAAAGAUCCUUUCAAAAAAUACCAUGAUUAAGACCAUUCUAGAGAAAUCAGACAAUUUAACCAGUUCAAUAUCCAACGCAAAAGUAUGAUACCAGAUAAUUGGUAAACAUUAGAAUGGAAUUUUCAUUGCCUGCCUAAUUAAAUAAGACUUACGAUGAAAAAUGACUUUUAUUGUGUAUACCCAUCCAUGAAUUCUUACAGAAGAUGUAAUCAGAGUUUGUACUUUGGCAAUUACAUUUUCAUUUGACAUUUGUAUAUAAAGGUAUAUAUUUUUUCAUACUUUUGUCACGGUAACUCAGUGUGCGAAUGGUUAAACUUCCUUCCUGUUAUUGUGCCCAAAGUUUUUUCCAUCUACAUACUGACUUUGGCGGCCAAUAUGGACAUUUUUAAGAGGGUCCACAAGGGACUGUUUUAUUUGAGGAAGCUGAGGACUUUUUACAUUAAAUACUCCCUCAUGAAAAUGUUUUGUCAUUUGUUGCCUCUAUCGUGUAGUGUAUACCAUAGAAACCAUACUGUACCAUACUCAAUUAUGAAACAACACACCAUACCAUGCCAUGCCGAUUCUAUACUACCAUUUUGUACCAUAUAAUCUAUACUAUA
Molecule: messenger RNA, 1973 nt
Organism: Corythoichthys intestinalis (scribbled pipefish)
Lineage: Eukaryota; Metazoa; Chordata; Actinopteri; Syngnathiformes; Syngnathidae
Gene: lrit3b
Product: leucine-rich repeat, immunoglobulin-like and transmembrane domains 3b
Exons: 6
Coding region: 77-1462 (461 amino acids)
Molecular function (GO): protein binding
Source: RefSeq, a predicted model, not a curated record